UUUGUGCCGGGUCGGGUUUGUUUGUGUUGGUCCGCGUGAAAAAUAAAAAAAAAAAAGUAUUUGAUUUGAAAUUGUGUAGGGAAAAAGCAUUUUCUUCUGUUCGAAUCGGUUUUGUUUUUGAUUAAAUGGCGUGUGUUGCGUGAAAAGUAAAUUCUAAGCAAUAAGUUUAUUGUAUACCAAAAAGGAUUAGCAAAGAGAAGAAGAAAGAAGGAUUGCCGUUGCCUGUGUGUAUCUUGAGAUUGAUUUUAGAAUUUUCUUUGCGAAAAUGUUCGAAUUAGAGGACUAUUCAGGAAGUUUUCACGAAGGUUUUCUUAAUAAAUAUGCGGAUUCAUCAGGUCCAACAUUGGACUUUUACAUAUCAGAUUCUUUACAAGAUAUGCUCGAUGUUGAUAUACGAACUGAAAUAGCUAACGUUGUAAAUAGUAGAACGGAGUAUGACGGUUGUAGCGAUGGUCUAUCGUCAUCAUUUGAUCAUGUCACCGACAGCUUAUGUUAUAACAGCAAUCACUUGAAAGAAUCUUCAUCGCUUAAUGAAAAUUCUGCGCAUAUGCCCUCAUCCUCAACGGCAGCUACAUUUGGUUUUACGACCUCAACCAAUUCGUCAGCGUUUUGGUUUGGUUCGAGUAGCGAUUUUUAUGCCGAUGUUGGAGCUUGCGUCAAUCCAAUAUCCGUAAUGCCAUUAAUUUCGUCAUCGUUUCCUCAUAUGACUACCAAAAUUGGCACCAACGCGAAUGGUUUACAUCAAAAUACGCCCCCUCCGUCCUCACCAAGCACCAAUGAUGCGAAAUCACAUUUAACAUUCUCACCAGCUCAGAUGAAAAUAAAAGCGAAUUCGUUACGCAACGAACAGUUGACAUCCCAUAUACCCAAACAAAUUGUUGCUAUAUCAUCCACGGUGACAUCAGCCACUACUGCCCCAGCUACUUUAGCCACAAAUACGGUAUUGCAACGUAAAAAUACAAAUUCCGUGGAGGCUGUCAAAAAAGAUUUAAGUGGAGAAAUGCGUAAAUUAUCGGAUACUGGUAUUUAUAAAGCCGUGCCGUGCAGUUCGACCUCGCACGUUAGUAACAAUAAUAUUAGUAAUGAUAGCGCAUCGACAAGUACUAUUAAAUUGGGCCCAGGCAUAGGUAGUUUAUCGUUCGCCAAUAACCUCACAUUCAAUAAAAUAAAACAGGACUCAAGUCAAAAGUCAUCACAGUCUGCAGCUGCUGUCGCUGCUAAUGGUUCCAUUGUACUAAAACGUGAAAGAGAUUCAUCUAGUCCUUUGCACCACGCUACUUUGAACAGUCCGACCACCGUUAGCCAGCAUGUGGCCAAAUUGCUUUCCCGCCAAGGAAUCCAAUCUUCUGCGGGUUUCACACCAAAAUCAAUUGCUUCGAACGCACAUACAGCAUUUAUGCAACAGCAUCUUAGCGUUAGCUCCGCGACAAGUUCGCCUGGUGAUGGUAAAGUCACUAAUUUUACGACAACAAUUAGUGGCGGCAUUGGUACCUUUAGCAAUGGUUUAACUACUUCAAAUACUAGCUCUACUGCAUUGUCGUCUUGCUCCAAUAUCGCCAAUGGCAUGACUGUGAAAUCUUUACAACAAAAAAUUAAAGCCGCACCCAUCGAAUCCGAAUAUCCAAAACCCGCCUAUUCGUAUUCCUGCUUAAUUGCGAUGGCUCUGAAAAAUUCGCGACGCGGUUCUUUACCCGUUUCGGAAAUUUACAGUUUCAUGUGCGAACAUUUUCCAUAUUUUAAGACUGCACCUAGCGGCUGGAAGAAUAGUGUCCGUCACAAUUUGUCAUUGAAUAAAUGCUUUGAGAAAAUUGAAAAACCUUUAACCAACGGUUAUCAACGCAAAGGUUGCUUAUGGGCCAUGAAUCCGGAACGUAUCACGAAAAUGGAUGAAGAGGUACAAAAAUGGUCGCGAAAAGAUCCCAUGGCUAUUCGCAAUGCUAUGGUUUGCCCCGACAAUUUGGAGGCAUUGGAACGUGGUGAAAUGAAACAUGGCAGCACUGGCGAUUCCGAUGGCGAGCUGGAUAGCCAAUCGGAAAUAGAAGAGACAUCGGAUUUAGAAGAACAAGAAUUGGAUGAGACAUUAGUUGAUAAUAUGCUUAUCGAAGAUGAAAUGGAAGAUGAAGAAGGACUUAAUAGCAGCUCCUUGAUAUCGAAUAACAUUGUUAUGAUGAGUACAAGCGAUUUAAUCCAGCAGGAUAAUUUUAAUAAUGAAAAUCGUAGUGAUGUGAAUAAAUCCAACGCGACAAGUUAUACCUCCGAACCAGAAACUAUUAUAAUGACAAAUACAACGACAAUGUCCGGCAAAAUGAAUAAUCAAACGAUGGCUACGAAUACAAAUGUAACGCACAAUUUUGAUAAUGAGGUAGAAGAUAUAUACGAUACCAUAGACAUUGAAGAUGAUAAAGAUGAUGCACGUCUAAACCUUAAUCAAUCAGAUAUAAUCGAAUUAAAUCCGGCUGAUUACAAUACGAAUGUAAGUCACGAUGAAAAUCAUCAGUCGCCGAAACGGGCUCGUGUUAGUUACACAAUUGCUGCGGUAAGUGAUAAACAAUCUCAAUCAACGCAACAACAAACGCAACAGCAACAGCAACAGCAGCAGCAGCAACAACAACAACAACACCAACAACAACAGACUAUACAAUUACAGAAUGUAAAAAAAAUUAUUAAAGUACAAAAUGCACAUGAUUUGCAACAUUUGCAACAGCAACUGCAACAGCAGCAAAUUAUUGUGCAAAAAACCCUUGCUAAUGGAUUGUUAACCCAAACGCAACACCAACAACAGCAGUUAUCUGCAACCAUAUCCACUAAUCGGCGCAAAAUGCAAUUAGUCAAUCGCAUCAUUUAGAGCGAUAAGAAAAGCAAUAAUUUUGUAAAGUUGUUGAACGAACAAAUUUUUCAUUGCUAGAGCCGCCGAUUAACAAAGUUGUUGAAUUUUUAUGUUGCUCUUUUUUACAAUAUCUGUUUAUCAUAAUAAUAUCAUCAAAAAUCGCGCUCUCUUUCAUUCUCUCGCACCCACUCUCUUUCUCACUCUCUAAA
Messenger RNA from Glossina fuscipes, 3036 nucleotides. RefSeq names its product polycomb protein Asx (gene jumu). NCBI's taxonomy places the organism in Eukaryota, Metazoa, Arthropoda, Insecta, Diptera, Glossinidae. Gene Ontology annotation, biological process: regulation of transcription by RNA polymerase II. The transcript has 3 exons. Gene Ontology annotation, molecular function: transcription cis-regulatory region binding; DNA-binding transcription factor activity, RNA polymerase II-specific. The record is from RefSeq and is a predicted model, not a curated record. Bases 266 to 2845 code for a protein of 859 amino acids.